This is a messenger RNA of Artibeus jamaicensis (Jamaican fruit-eating bat), 1330 nucleotides long. It is a transcript of the gene CUEDC2, whose product is annotated as CUE domain containing 2. Lineage: Eukaryota; Metazoa; Chordata; Mammalia; Chiroptera; Phyllostomidae. The coding region runs from base 253 to 1140 and encodes 295 amino acids. The record is from RefSeq and is a predicted model, not a curated record. The transcript has 10 exons. Gene Ontology annotation, molecular function: ubiquitin binding.
UGCCGCGGCGCUUCUGGAAGCAAACCGCUCUGGGCCCCGCCUUUGAUCUCGUUGGUCGGUGGGGAUGAGAGCUGCACCGCGUGGGACAGGUCGCCGGCGGCGCCCGACAGAGCAGGAACAGCUGGGUGUGUGGACAUGCGUUUACUGAGGACAGCCUGGGAGGAGUAAAAGACUUGGGUGUGCUGCAGAAGAGGAGGCUGGACUAGAGGCCUGGACUUUUGGGAGCUGGUGACACGGAGUUGGAGAGAGAACAUGGAGCUGGAGAGGAUUGUCAGCGCUGCCCUCCUUGCCUUUGUCCAGACACACCUCCCAGAGGCUGACCUCAGUGGCUUGGAUGAGGUCAUCUUCUCCUAUGUGCUUGGGGUCCUGGAGGACUUGGGCCCCUCGGGCCCGUCAGAGGAGAACUUCGAUAUGGAGGCCUUCAUUGAGAUGAUGGAAGCCUAUGUGCCUGGUUUCACCCACAUCCCAAGGGGUACAAUAGGGGACAUGAUGCAGAAGCUCUCAGAGCAGUUGAGUGGUGCGAGGAACAAAGAGAACCUGCAACCACUGGCUUCUGAGGUCCACAGCCAGGUGCCUGCCUCCCCAAAGCCCCUUCAGGAGCCUGAAAAGCUCAAAGAAGAGACGAGGGCUUCUCCUGCUGCUGGGGACACCCAAGAUGAGGCAGCCAGUGCUGAAGAGGAGCUGCUGCCAGGGGUGGAUGUACUCCUGGAGGUGUUCCCUACCUGUUCAGUGGAGCAGGCCCAGUGGGUGCUUGCCAAAGCUCGGGGGGACUUGGAAGAAGCUGUGCAGAUGCUGGUAGAGGAGAAGGAGGAGGGGCCUCCAGCCUGGGAUGGCCCCAACCAGAGUUCAGACCAGGCUUCCCCUCUGCAGGACCUGCCCAGGCGCCUCAGAGGCCCCCAAAAGGAUGAGCUGAAGUCCUUCAUCCUACAGAAGUACAUGAUGGUGGAUAGUGCAGAGGAUCAGAAGAUUCACCGGCCCAUGGCUCCCAAGGAGGCCCCCAAGAAGCUGAUCCGAUACAUCGACAACCAGGUAGUGAGCACCAAGGGGGAGAGAUUCAAAGAUGUGCGGAACCCUGAGGCCAAGGAGAUGAAGUCCACAUACAUCAAUCUCAAGCCGGCCAGAAAAUAUCGCUUCCACUGAGGCAUUGGCCAGACACUGCUAGAGCCUUCCAGGCUCAGAUCCCAGAGGGAUGCAGGAACCCUACACACUCCCACAGGGCCAUUUAACUCCCCACCCCUUCUCUACCCCUUCUUUCACCUCCUUGCCCUACCAUGUUAACCUCCUCUUGGAGCUGCCUAUGAGCACAGUAAAGGUGGCCCCAAGAAGAUGA